This is a messenger RNA of Siniperca chuatsi (mandarin fish), 2609 nucleotides long. RefSeq names its product zinc finger DHHC-type containing 24 (gene zdhhc24). Bases 297 to 1172 code for a protein of 291 amino acids. The transcript is spliced from 3 exons. The record is from RefSeq and is a predicted model, not a curated record. Gene Ontology annotation, cellular component: endoplasmic reticulum; Golgi apparatus. Lineage: Eukaryota; Metazoa; Chordata; Actinopteri; Centrarchiformes; Sinipercidae. Gene Ontology annotation, biological process: protein targeting to membrane; peptidyl-L-cysteine S-palmitoylation. Gene Ontology annotation, molecular function: protein-cysteine S-palmitoyltransferase activity.
ACUGCGGAUGUAUUUUUAUGUAACACCUUAUUCCGUCCAGUAGCGGAGACCGUGGUAGGAAGAGAGACGUCACAUUUCAACUCUUGCAUUACAUUCAUUUUUACCGAAGAUAUAUCAGCUACUAUUGAUAUCAUGCGGGUUGUUUAAAACUCGGAGAGAAAGCUAACAGCGGUUAUUUGGCUAACUGAGCUAACCAACGGUCACCACCGUGCGCCUGUCAAACCAGUCCUUCCAGUGAGCUCAUCGCCCUUUGAGCUGUGAGUCAAACAUCGCGGAGAGGUGGACGGGCAGGCAACAUGACGAGUUUGGCCAGUAAAGUGUUUUGCAGGGUCGAGAGGCUGUGUCACCACCUCCCCGUCGUCCUCAACACCUUCCUGGUCUUCUCCAUCACCGGGGAGGUGAGCUACCUGGUGCUGGUCGAGGCUCCGCUGGAGGCGGACCAGAAGAAGACGGUGUGGUCCUCAUGGUGGAAGGCGGUCCACCUGCUGGCCCAGUACUUCAUGCUGGUAAACAUCUGCUGGAACGCCCUGCUCUUCCUCAGAACCAGCCCCAGCAUCCGGGGGGUGUUCCUGGGGGGAGAGGGCAUGGGCCAGGGGUGGAGGUACUGUUAUACAUGCGAGACACACACUCCUCCUCGAUGCUCCCACUGCUACGACUGCAAUGUGUGUGUGCUGCGGCGGGAUCACCACUGCGUCUUUUUUGGCCGGUGUGUGGGUUUCCGUAACUACCGCUACUUCCUGAGCUGCUUGUUAUUUAUGUGGUCCGGGCUCCUGUACGCCACUCUGAUGAAUGCAGAGGUCUUCAUCGUCAUAUUAAAGGAGGGUUUGACUCUGCACAGCAUCCUGCUGCUGCUCAUACCCUGGAUCAUGCUUGUUUCAGGCCAGGUCUCAGCACGUGCCUUUGCCUUCGCCUUCAUCGCUGACACAUGCGUGGUGGGCUUCCUGCUGGUGUCCGCCUUCUUCUUCUUCCAUCUCUUCCUGAUGUUUCGGGGACAGACCACCAGGGAGUGGUACUCGUCCCGCCGACCCUACAGCCUCGGGCUCCUGGGCAACCUGCGUCACACUCUGGGCCUUCGCUGGUACCUUUGCUGGCUCUGCCCGCUCAUCCCGUCACCUCUACCCGGAGAUGGGAUAAACUUCCAGGUCACGGGAUCGCUGGAACCCACACGUUAAAAGCUGAAAGUCAGAAUAUUAUCGGGCCAUGUGUCUUUACUUUCAUGGUGAUGGUUAAUGUUAUCGGGAGCAGCAGCAGGGAAGAUCACCUCAGUUCAAGAAGAGGUAGCUUGGAAUGGGAAGAAGCAAGAACAGUGUGUGGUUGUUUAAGAUGUUACUGGGUGUAACUGUCUACGAGUAUCUCCUUGGUAGCCUUUAGCGUGUGCUGAGACAAAGAAAUUAUGGGUCUACUUUGGAAGGUAUGUUGACCUUGACCUAAAGGUAAUGUGUGCACUCAUAGAGGCUGUCCUCAGAAUAUUAACACAGAGAUUAGCAGUGUUCCUGAAUACUGAGCACUGAAAAUGUAUGUAAACAACACUGAAACGAGAAUGUAUUUUAUUGAUCAUGAAAAAUGUAUAAUUUUAAAUCCUUGUUAACAAGCACUCACAACUACUUACUAUGAUUCCUGGGUAGUCAUCCUCUACUUAAAUGGGCCUUCUCAUACUGUUUAUUUUGCCUCAAUCUGAAGGUCACACAAAUUUGGCUUGCACUGUUUCUGAUAUAAAAUACACCAUCAUUAGCCUGCUAUCUGCUGUUGUGCAUUAGCUGCUAGGAUCAUGAUGUGCUUGUGCUUUCCACUUGAGCUUUUUACUGGAUAUUGUUAACAUGUACAGGACAACAUAUGUACGAAUAUGAUCAGAAAUUUUACAUGUGUGAAAUCUAGUGUCACAGUUUACAGAUUAAUGUAAAGUUAUUUAGUGAAUACACUUUUUAAAAUCUACCUGUGGACGUCACAUGUGAACAGUCUUUCCCCAUGUUUCACAUUACAACAUUGCCCGUGUUUCAGUCAGUAAGGGACUACUACAAACCAAAGCUAACAUACAGUGUAACAACAUGACAUGUACUGAUGUGUCCCAAUUCCCUACUACAUACUAAUUGUACACAGUAUAUAUGGUAUACUAAUCUUUAUAGCAUUCUGUUUUUGCAGUUAGUAUACAGGAAAUCAAUAUACUUUACCAUUUUAUACAAUACUUAGGCUGUCAGACAUCAGUCAGACUGUGAAUUUAGAAUGUCACUGCCAUUAAACGUAACAGAGAAAGCAAAAUAUUUUUUGUUUUGUUUUCUGAGGGGUUCCUCAAACUAUUUCACAUGACUGUUUUGAGUAUACUUUAUUUUGUCACUUUACAUACUCAAAACAUACUUUGAUUUAGUAUGUAUUAUGGAUUUGGGACACAGCUAACAUGUCUUACAAAACUUGAUGCCAAGUGGCCUUUAUAUCUAGUGAAUACAUUUACAUUACAGCCAAAAAUAUAGUUUGUAAGUACUUUUAAUUGUUUGCUAAAUAUACUGUAUAUGUCUGCUUAAUAUUUUGUUUUGUUGUGCUAUUUCAUAUGGGUCACACCAUUUGAUGUUUGGUUUUGCUAUUUGAAGGUGCUUCAAUAAAUUGUGUCAAAGGAA